Molecule: messenger RNA, 1952 nt
Organism: Spea bombifrons (plains spadefoot toad)
Lineage: Eukaryota; Metazoa; Chordata; Amphibia; Anura; Pelobatidae
Gene: PDPK1
Product: 3-phosphoinositide dependent protein kinase 1
Exons: 14
Coding region: 116-1765 (549 amino acids)
Biological process (GO): intracellular signal transduction; peptidyl-serine phosphorylation
Molecular function (GO): protein serine/threonine kinase activity; ATP binding
Source: RefSeq, a predicted model, not a curated record
GCGGUCCCUCCCUCCACCACCACGAACAUUGUUGUGGAGUGACGUCAGCGCCAGACGAUGCAGGCGGCCAUUACUGCUGGCUGUGUGAUUCCCUGAAGCCACAGGAGAGGAGCCCAUGGCCAGGACCACUAGCCAAGUGUAUGAUGCUAUUCCAAUUCAGUCCAACGUGGUUAUAUGUUCCUGUCCAUCCCCUUCAAUGGUGAGAAACUCGUCCGAGUCCGGCUCACCACCUGCCCUGUCUACCUGUGGCAGCAGAUCGGGCACCAACAUGGACGUGAAGACACCAGACUCUAGAUCUCAGCAACAACCUCCACAGCCUCGGAAGAAACGACCAGAAGAUUUCAAGCUGGGGAAAAUUCUGGGCGAAGGGUCGUUUUCAACGGUAGUCUUGGCCAAAGAAUUAACAUCAGGAAGAGAAUAUGCCAUUAAAAUUCUACAGAAGAGGCAUAUUGUAAGGGAGAAUAAGGUACCUUAUGUAACCCGAGAGAGAGACGUGAUGUCUCGUCUGGACCACCCAUUCUUCGUUAAACUUUACUUCACAUUUCAAGAUGCUGAGAAACUCUAUUUUGGCCUUAGUUAUGCUAAAAAUGGUGAACUACUGAAGUACAUCCGAAAGAUUGGGUCGUUUGACGAAACCUGCACCAGGUUUUACACUGCGGAAAUCGUCUGCGCUUUGGAGUACCUGCACGAGAAGGGAAUCAUUCACAGAGAUCUGAAGCCAGAAAACAUUUUACUUAGCGAAAAUAUGCACAUCCAGAUUACAGAUUUUGGGACGGCGAAAAUUUUAUCGUCUGACAGCCGACAAGCACGGGCAAAUUCAUUUGUAGGGACGGCACAGUAUGUAUCCCCUGAGCUGCUGACGGAAAAAUCGGCUUGCAAGAGUUCUGACUUAUGGGCACUUGGUUGCAUUGUCUAUCAGUUGGUUGCAGGACUCCCGCCUUUCAGAGCUGGAAAUGAAUAUCUCAUAUUUCAAAAGAUUAUCAAGCUGGAAUAUGAAUUCCCAGAAAAAUUCUUUCCUAAGGCUAAAGACCUAGUCGAAAAGCUGCUGGUUCUAGAUCAUACAAAACGUUUAGGCUGUGAAGAUAUGGGUGGCUAUGGACCUCUUAAAGCACAUCCGUUUUUUGAAAGUAUAACAUGGACAGACUUACACCUCCAAACUCCUCCAAAGCUCACAGCAUACUUACCGGCGAUGUCGGAAGACGAUGAAGACUGCUACGGGAACUAUGAUGACCUCCUGAGUCAGUUUGGUUGCAUGCAGGUGGCUUCUCCAGUAUCGCCCACCACGCUGCCAGUACCGGAAGCCGUUCAACCUCAAAGGUCCGGCAGUAACAUAGAGCAAUAUAUCCACGACCUCGACAACAAUUCCUUCGAGCUCGAUCUCCAGUUCUCGGAAGAAGAGAAACGGCUACUUCUAGAAAAGCAAGCCGGAGGAAACCAGUGGCACCAGUUUGUAGAAAACAAUUUAAUCCUGAAAAUGGGUCCAGUAGACAAGAGAAAGGGGCUGUUUGCUCGGAGACGCCAGCUGCUGCUCACAGAAGGCCCACAUCUGUACUAUGUGGAUCCUGUAAACAAAGUUCUGAAAGGGGAGAUCCCAUGGUCACUGGAGCUGCGUCCAGAGGCUAAGAAUUUUAAGACCUUUUUCGUUCAUACACCUAACAGAACAUAUUACCUUAUGGACCCCAGCGGAAACGCUCACAAGUGGUGUAAAAAGAUCCUGGAAGUGUGGCAGCGCAGAUACCAGAACCAUCAGACUAGCGGCACCUAACGCUCCUCUCCGUGUCUUUCAAAUCUUCCCUUCAUGCUGCUAGAAGUCCCUUUUUCGACAGAUGAGCAGAACAGAAGAGAAAAAAAUAAAAAUAAAUAAACCCUUCUCCUGUCACCUUGCCACCAUCUUCAUGGGAAAGUAUAUGUCAUAAAUUAAAAAAAAUGAAGAAGAAAAAAAAAAUAAGAAA